AUGGGCUGUGUGAAUAGUACAGAUCAACACGCGAAGCUUCGUUCGAAGCAUAUCGAUGAACAGUUGAAAGCUGAUGGAGAACGUGCGGCACGUGAAGUGAAGCUAUUGCUGUUGGGAGCUGGUGAAUCUGGGAAGAGUACCAUUGUGAAGCAAAUGAAGAUCAUUCACGAGACUGGAUAUAGCGAUGAGGAACGAAAACAAUAUCGGCCGGUUGUUUUCAGCAACACUAUACAGUCAAUGGUGGCGUUACUUCGUGCAAUGGGUACGUUAAGAAUCGACUUCAAAUCGCCAAGUCGUGUUGACGAUGCGCAGCAGUUCUUCAAUAUCAGCCAAACUUGUGACGAGGGUGAGCUUCCACCUGAUCUGGCCAGCGUUAUGAAACGGUUAUGGGCAGAUGGAGGAAUCCAAGAAUGCUUCUUAAGAUCACGCGAGUAUCAAUUGAAUGAUUCUGCUCCAUAUUAUCUCAAUUCACUGGAACGAAUCGCCCAACCCAACUACAUACCCACACAGGAUGACGUGUUACGUACUCGAGUUAAAACAACUGGAAUUGUCGAGACUCACUUCACGUACAAGGAUUUGCAUUUCAAAAUGUUUGACGUUGGUGGACAGCGGAGCGAGCGGAAAAAAUGGAUUCACUGCUUUGAAGGUGUCACAGCCAUCAUUUUCUGUGUUGCAAUGAGUGAAUACGAUAUGGUCUUGGCUGAAGAUGACGAGAUGAAUCGCAUGAUAGAAUCUAUGAAGUUGUUCGAUUCAAUCUGCAACAACAAAUGGUUUACGGAAACUUCCAUUAUUCUUUUCUUGAAUAAGAAAGAUCUUUUCGAAGAGAAAAUCAAGCGAUCUCCACUGACGCGCUGUUUUCCUGAGUACACAGAUAUUCUUUGGCUUUUUUUCAGAUCACGCGAGUAUCAAUUGAAUGAUUCUGCUCCAUAUUAUCUCAAUUCACUGGAACGAAUCGCCCAACCCAACUACAUACCCACACAGGAUGACGUGUUACGUACUCGAGUUAAAACAACUGGAAUUGUCGAGACUCACUUCACGUACAAGGAUUUGCAUUUCAAAAUGUUUGACGUUGGUGGACAGCGGAGCGAGCGGAAAAAAUGGAUUCACUGCUUUGAAGGUGUCACAGCCAUAAUUUUCUGUGUUGCAAUGAGUGAAUACGAUAUGGUCUUGGCUGAAGAUGACGAGAUGAAUCGCAUGAUAGAAUCUAUGAAGUUGUUCGAUUCAAUCUGCAACAACAAAUGGUUUACGGAAACUUCCAUUAUUCUUUUCUUGAAUAAGAAAGAUCUUUUCGAAGAGAAAAUCAAGCGAUCUCCACUGACGCGCUGUUUUCCUGAGUACACAGGUUCAAAUUCUUAUGAAGAAGCAGCCGCUUACAUGCAGCUGCAGUUCGAGAAUAUGAAUAAGCGAAGAGACGGUCAAAAAGAGAUUUACACACAUUUCACGUGCGCUACGGACACCAAUAACAUUCGAUUUGUGUUCGAUGCCGUCACGGAUAUUAUUAUUCGUGAGAAUCUACGCCAAUGC
Messenger RNA from Ostertagia ostertagi, 1524 nucleotides. Lineage: Eukaryota; Metazoa; Nematoda; Chromadorea; Rhabditida; Trichostrongylidae. The record is from the annotation of a GenBank genome assembly.